Molecule: messenger RNA, 1171 nt
Organism: Chaetomium strumarium
Lineage: Eukaryota; Fungi; Ascomycota; Sordariomycetes; Sordariales; Chaetomiaceae
Exons: 3
Coding region: 289-756 (155 amino acids)
Biological process (GO): pyruvate import into mitochondria
Cellular component (GO): mitochondrial inner membrane
Molecular function (GO): pyruvate transmembrane transporter activity
Source: RefSeq, a predicted model, not a curated record
GCUUUUACCCCUCUCUACUCACUGUAGGUUCUCUGUAAUUGCGACGUAACCUUUCUUGCGCAUGCUAAUAACUCCUGCAUAGCGUCUCUUUCACAGUUCAGAUCAUUUAUACAGCAGCUGCAGCGCCUUGCACGUUACUGUCCGAAGACCGGAGUCCGCGGUUUGUCGCGAGCUUGCCUCAUUCCCGAAGCCGACAAAUAGCGGCGCCACGCCAGCAACUGUGCAGGCCCGACGUUGUUUCGUUCAUACCCCAAAGCAUCCACACGACAAAAGCACAAAACCAAAGCCAUGUCGCCGACAGGGAACUUCUUCCGCGUCGCCCGGCCGGCCUUCCGCGCCCGCCAAUUUUUCUUCCGCCCCAAGCAGAGCAGCGCCCGCUUCCAGAGCACAGCAGCCGGGAGCGAAGCGGCGUCCGAAUCGUGGGCCAAGCGCAUGUGGAACAGUCCCGUGGGGCUGAAGACGGUGCACUUUUGGGCGCCAGUCAUGAAGUGGGCUCUCGUCCUCGCAGGCGUCUCAGAUUUUGCGCGCCCCGCCGAGAAGCUCUCGGUAACACAGAACGCUGCCCUGACCUCCACCGGAUUGAUUUGGACUCGGUGGUGCCUGAUUAUCAAACCUAAGAAUUACCUCCUCGCGGCGGUCAACUUCUUCCUUGGUGUUGUCGGCGUCGUUCAGCUCACCCGCAUUGGUCUCUGGCACCAGUCGCAGAAGGCUCUUGCCGCCAAGCCGGAGGAGGUGAAAGAGGUGAUCAAGUCAUAAAUCCGACCAGGCACGUAAGGGAUGCGACAUCAGGAUGGAAUUCCUGGAAAGGAGCACCCCUGGUAGCACUGCUGAUCUGCUUCUAUGGCUUCCGAAGUGCGGGAAAGGCAGUGCCAAUUCUAAGGAACAAGGCGUCGAAAUCGCGAUCCAGGGCAUUGCGGCUUGGCCGCCGGGUCUGUACAACAAAAGAGCUCGCUCGAGUGCAGUAGUGAGCUCAGUCCCGCAUAGCAUGCGCUUUGGGGUUGCAUGGCAUUAUGCAACUUGCAAGGCAAAGGGGGUCAAGGCCGGAGAGGGAAUUUCGGGCUUAGAGAUGUCGGCUCCUUUUGCCGUUGUACUUCAGAUCCCGGAGAAGGGACAUGGUUUUAUUUUCCCUUCUUUACAAAGCGAGUGCUAAUCGCAAAACAAUGUCCGCUGU